GAUAUGACGUAGUACUGGAGGCGUUGGCCGGUGUAGUGUCAGUCUGAGUCCGACAAGAACAACAUUCUCUCCGAUAAUCUCCGCGAAGAACUAGGAGCUGACUAAGUAAAAACGUUUAAACUUACUCUACCUCUCGUUUUUAUUUGUACCACCACGAAGCUAUUUUCUUGAACCCGUCAAAAUGAUCAAAAACGGUCACCACGCCACGGACGACCAACAGGACGAAGCCGGUUGCAGUAAGCCGGGUAGUUCAGUGCGCAGCCCGGAGAAAAGGAAGCGCGUCGUCCGGUUGUGGUGUGACGGCUGUUAUGACAUGGUACACUAUGGUCACUCCAACCAGCUACGGCAGGCCAAAGCCAUGGGAGAUUACCUCAUAGCUGGAGUCCAUACAGAUGCGGAGAUUUCCAAACACAAGGGUCCUCCAGUCUUCACUCAGGAAGAACGCUACAAGAUGGUACGGGCAAUCAAGUGGGUGGAUGAGAUAGUAGAAGGAGCACCUUACGUCACCACCCUGGAGACUCUGGAUAAAUACAACUGUGACUCCUGUGUGCAUGGAGAUGACAUCACGCUGACUGUAGAUGGCAAAGACACAUAUGAAGAGGUGAAGCGUGCAGGCCGGUACCGGGAAUGUAGACGCACACAGGGUGUCUCCACCACUGACCUGGUGGGACGUAUGCUUCUCAUGACCAAAGCCCAUCACAGCAACAUGGAUAACCCAGAUUACCAGCAGCAUACAGACAACUUUGGAAAGGGUCCUAAAGGCCACAGUCCCUGGACAGGAGUGUCUCAGUUCCUCCAGACGUCCCAGAAAAUCAUCCAGUUUGCCUCAGGAAAGGAGCCACAGCCUGGAGACACCAUCAUCUAUGUGGCUGGAGCAUUUGACCUCUUCCACAUCGGCCAUGUUGACUUUCUAGAGAUGGUGUAUAAACAGGCAGAGAGGCCCUACGUCAUCGUAGGUCUGCACUUUGAUCAGGAAGUGAAUCGGUACAAGGGGAAGAACUAUCCAAUCAUGAACAUCCACGAGAGAACGCUGAGUGUCUUGGCCUGUCGGUACGUGUCGGAGGUGGUGAUCGGUGCACCCUAUGCGGUGGGCAAAGACCUGCUGGAUCACUUUAAGGUCGAUCUGGUGUGCCAUGGUAAGACGGAGGUGUUUUCUGACAAGGAUGGGUCAGACCCCUACGCGGAGCCUAAGAAGAGAGGGAUAUUCAGGACCAUCGACAGUGGAAACAACCUCACCACUGAUGACAUUGUCCAGAGGAUCAUUGAAAACAGAUUGCAGUUUGAAGCCAGGAACCAGAAAAAGGAGGCCAAGGAGAUGGCGGUGAUUGAGGCAAUGAAGAAGAGAGACCAGCAGGAGCAGAGUGAAGCUGCAGCCCAGACUGCUCACUAGUGAGACCUCCAGCCUGGGCCCAACUGGUUCUGUGUCUGAUCUACUCCUAGUACUCAGCUUUAAAGAAGGUGGACAAACUGACCCAGACAGAUGUUGUCCUAAACCAGGCCUGGCUCUGGAUAAAAUGACCCCGGUUUCCCUUUUGGUCUCUAGUAGUCCACUGGUGCAGAAUCCUGCUUUUAACAUUUGGUGAGGCAGUGUGUCCCACACACUGCUGGGUUAGCUCCUCUCAGCUCUUGUAUAUGGACUACUCCAGCCUAAAUGGGAUUAGAUUAGAUCUGCCUUGACAAGAACACAAAGAAUCCAAACAUAUAACACGUACUAUGACUUUUAACCAACAAAAUCCCUUUACACAUCUCAUCCUCCACAAACAACUUUAUUUUUAUCUUCUUUCAUGUUGUACGUAUGAUUGUGUCCAUGAAUUUACACACUGCAUGUCCCUGUAUAGGUGUUUAAACUGGUAUAUUAAGUUUGUAAUUAUCCAUAACUUAUUGACAAAAUGUUAACAUCAUUGUUAGUUAUGUUUUUAGAUUUUAAACCAAAUUAGUUUUUAAUGAUCAGUCUUAGAGGUGGUAGCAGUAAGGUUGAAUAUUUUUAAUACAUUUAGAAAAUGUAGAUUAAUUUCAAUUUCUGUGUUUUUGUCUUGCCUAAAAAAACAUAAUUUCUACGUUAAAUCAUCUGUGAAGUAGUCUUCUAAUUUUAACUCUUGAUUUUAACUGCCUGAAUUUGCACCGUGUGUGUGUGUGUGUGUGUGUGUGUGUGUGUGUGUGUGUGUGUGUGUGUGUGUGUGUGUGUGUGUGUGUGUGUGUGUGUGUGAGUGUGAGUGUGAGUGUGUGAGAGAGCGUGAGUUAAGUGAGGUCAGCGAGUGAGGGUUUGCGCUGUAAAUGACAGUAGUGCCUCAUUCCAAGAGCUAAAACUAAAUUGAGGGCUGUGAAUUGUAUCAAAACGUCUGAACUGCUGCAGUGUCUCUACAACUAUGGAUAAAGUUGUUGAGUUCUACUUUUGUCAGUCUACAUUUAAGAGAGAAAACUAGAAUGUCCUCUUCUCCUUUUUCACAAGACAAUCGAAGAACUGAAAGAUUUGGGACCCGGGUUCACCAUCAAACUUGAACGUUACCGUCUGUUUCCUAUUCCUAUGAUUAUAUGGGGCGUAUUACUUGGACAUGAAUGGUUAAUGUGUGCGUGUGUGGGUUGGAAGGUGGAAUGGUGGCAGCCUGAGAAAUAACUAAGUUUCUAAAUAUUAUACAGUGAAAAUUUUCACAACCUUUCAAUCACUGUAUUGCAAUGUGUAAAUUUCCCUUUAUUAAAUAAAUCGUUAAAAAAUCGCAAA
Molecule: messenger RNA, 2719 nt
Organism: Seriola aureovittata
Lineage: Eukaryota; Metazoa; Chordata; Actinopteri; Carangiformes; Carangidae
Gene: pcyt2
Product: phosphate cytidylyltransferase 2, ethanolamine
Exons: 12
Coding region: 182-1390 (402 amino acids)
Biological process (GO): phosphatidylethanolamine biosynthetic process
Cellular component (GO): cytoplasm
Molecular function (GO): ethanolamine-phosphate cytidylyltransferase activity
Source: RefSeq, a predicted model, not a curated record